CACCUCCUUGGGGGUGGUUGUGCCGCGGGCGAGGGUUCCUCGGCUCAAAUCCCCACAACCCCGCCAGCGCUCAUUCAGAUUCAGUCAUUCACCGCUAGCUUACCACUUCAGUGCACGAGCUCCUUAGUAAACCACUAGCCCCGCAAUUCCCUAGGUUCGUCGCUUUGCCAUUCCAAGUCCUUUCGUGUCGGGUAACUGUGCAAUAGUUUCUCUUUCCUCUCUACUUCAACUCGUUCGAGCGUUGGUACUCUGAAGGCGCGUGCCACCGCGUUUACCACGAGGCUAACGACAGCUUUUCCACAGCACGCGCAUCGCUUUCAACCAUGGCAGUCAGAGCGCAGUUCGAGAACAGCAGCGAGGUGGGCGUGUUCUCGAAGCUGACGAACGCGUACUGCCUGACGGCGGUGGGCGCGUCGGAGAACUUCUUCAGCGUCUUCGAGGCCGAGCUGCCCGACAUCCCCGUCGUUAAGGCCUCCAUCGCCGGCACACGCAUCAUCGGUCGCAUGUGCGCAGGCAACAAGAACGGUCUACUGCUACCCAACUCCACGACGGAUCAAGAGCUGCUGCACAUGCGCAACGCGCUGCCGGACUCGGUUGUGGUGCAGCGUGUGGACGAGCGGCUGUCGGCGCUGGGCAACUGUGUCAGCUGCAACGACUACGUGGCGCUCAUCCACACUGACCUCGACCGGGAGACGGAGGAGCUAAUAGCGGACGUGCUGGGAGUGGAGGUGUUCAGACAGACCAUCGCGGGGAACAUCCUUGUCGGCAGCUACUGCGUCUUCACCAACCGAGGCGGGCUGGUGCACCCACAAACAUCUGUGGAGGAUCUGGACGAGCUGUCAUCAUUGCUACAAGUGCCCUUGGUGGCCGGUACAGUGAACCGCGGCAGUGAGGUGGUGGGGGCGGGGCUUGUGGCGAACGACUGGGCGGCAUUUGCAGGGUUUGAUACAACGGCCACGGAGCUGUCUGUCAUUGACAGCGUGUUCAAGCUGAGGGAGAGCGUGGCUCCCAGCGUGGUCCAUGAAAUGCGCGCCUCGCUCAUUGACACCCUUGUAUGAUCGUGCCGUGCAGGCCAGUGGGAAUUGCUGGAUGGUUGGUUGCGUAGCUGAAUUAUGCAUUUGCUUGCUGUUUGUGGUGCUGCUUGUGGUCCUCCUACAAGUUGAUGUUGGAGGACUUGAUCAAAUGUUUUGGCUUGGCAUGUCAGUUCUUCAUAUCAAACAGUAAAAUUAAUGAAUAGAGAGAGAGAGUACACAAACAUAUACCUAACUGUUGUACUCUCUAGAAGAUGACCCUAUACAGUCUAUACAAGCAUGAUAACUAA
This is a messenger RNA of Closterium sp. NIES-67, 1321 nucleotides long. NCBI's taxonomy places the organism in Eukaryota, Viridiplantae, Streptophyta, Zygnematophyceae, Desmidiales, Closteriaceae. The record is from the annotation of a GenBank genome assembly.